Mercurialis annua (annual mercury) is the source of this 1517-nucleotide messenger RNA. RefSeq names its product protein WVD2-like 2. Lineage: Eukaryota; Viridiplantae; Streptophyta; Magnoliopsida; Malpighiales; Euphorbiaceae. The record is from RefSeq and is a predicted model, not a curated record. The transcript is spliced from 7 exons. The coding region runs from base 159 to 1259 and encodes 366 amino acids. Gene Ontology annotation, biological process: microtubule cytoskeleton organization. Gene Ontology annotation, molecular function: microtubule binding.
CUAUUAAAAAGCAAAAUCACAGAAUUUUGGUUUGCAUUCUUUUUUAUUUUUAGAUAGAGAGAGAAACAACAGAAGUUGAUAGAUAAAAUUAGAUAAACAAAACACAUUUUAGAGAGAGAAGCAGCUCAACAUCCUGCCAGAUCGGACCGGAAUUUUUGAUGGGGAGGGAACUUGUGGAUGGAAAAAUGGAGAGAAAACUGCAUGGUGUUGUACUGAAGCCAAUUAGUGUUUCUCAUGAUAAAGUUAAUGCUCUUCCCAAAACUUCAGAAGGCAGCACGGAAGCAAACGACUGUGAGGAGAAGGAAUAUACAGUACAAGAUUCAGUUGUUGAGAACCAGAAUCUUAAGCAAGAUGUUCUCGGUGUGAAAAGCACUAAUUUUGAUAGUGAGCUGACUGAGGGUAAAAAUGAAAAACCUGGUGCUCAAAAGUCGAGUGAUGACAAAAGUUCAACCUUUCCAGCAUCGAAAUCUGCUGGAUCCAGGAAUGGACGGAGACAGCACACCGUGCCACAACCGUUUGCUCUGGCAACUGAAAAGAGAGCUGCCGUGACAAAUGCAAAUAAUUCAAACUCCCCUGUUGCAACAAAGAAUUUACAGCCAAUUUCACCUCCAACAGCAAGGAAGCCGUUGCAACAUGAUAUUAAGAAGCUUGCGGAUGAAGAAGAUAAUUGGUCUGUGGCUUCCUCCACCGCUGCGUCAGUGCGAACAAUGAAAUCUGUAACAAUCGGAACAGCUCCUACCUUUAAAUCUGCUGUACGUGCAGAAAGACGUAAAGAGUUUUACACAAAAUUAGGGGAAAAACAUCGAGCUUUGGAGGAACAGCGAAACCAGGCUGAGGCAAGGUCCAAGGAGGAGCAACAAGCAGCCAUCAAGCUGCUUAGAAAGAAUAUGGUGGUUAAAGCCAAACCGGUUCCUAGUUUCUACUAUGAGGCACCUCCACCUAAGGUUGAAUUUAAGAAGGCGCCGUUGACUCGACCAGUGUCACCAAAACUAAACCUAAACCGGAGAAAGAGCUGCAGUGAUGCAACUCAGACAUCCAGGGAAGAAGUGGGGAAACAUUUUGCACGCCACAGCAUAGGUUUCCGCAAAGAAGACCCAACAACCCCCACCUCGGCCAAAACUAAGGUUCAGAACAGUCCACAGACUGCUAACGGCACGCGCAAGGUCAGUGACAGAUCUAAACAGGAACAUGCUACAGAAAAAUCAGUUCCUGACAAGAUCAUGGAGCAACAAAAUGGAGACAUCUCAGUUGAGUCAUAAAACAGCUGGGUUUUACUAACUCUUUUAAGUGGGGAAAACAUCUUGAUUUCUCUUAAUUACCAUAUCGGAUGUUGCAAGACGAAAUAGCCUGCUUUUUUUUAAUUAUUAUUAUUAUUCUUUCAUCUUAAGCAGUUUGUGUCAAUGUGAAAUUGUAUAUGUUUUGUAAGUUAUAUAUAUAACAAGAGUUAAUUGUACCUUUGUGGACUAAGUUUGUUGUUUUGAUCUGAUAUAGAUGCUCACUUAAGUGGUAUUUGCUCA